UGUCAGCCAGUAUCUUAUUUGUAAGCGCUGAGUCAUAUUGGAGGAUCUGGCAGAAACUUUGCACAACAGGAAACAAGUUCACUGUUUAUUAACCUACAUCGUAGCUUGUCCUAAUUCUCAAUUGGCAGGCGAGUGACAAGUGUUACGCUCUCUGAAGACGAAACGUGAGGAGGAGGUGGCGCUGUUAUUAGCCACUUGCCCCACACAUUUCACUUUUCCCGCACUGGAGAGGAAACCGAUUCACAACGAAACUGAAGUAAUGUUUGAUUGUUCGCAUGUUUUUCCCCCAUCGCGGAUACUGAUUUUGGAUAUUAAAUAAGCUACUGGACCUGACGCCAGAUAAAGUCUGACCACAAGAAUGCGCUUGGCGGGAGCGCACUGUUGGCGAGGUGUCCCUUGCGCCACCAUCGGGAUUUCGUCGUCGUGAUGUUCAACACCUCUGGCUUUGAUCCCACUUACAGUCCGGGAGAAUAUGUGUCGGAAGUUAUCGAUGGCACAGCACUUCAUUUCUACGACCUUACGGGUCCCACGAUUAUGCCAAAUAAGUCGUGCGGGGAAGAACUUCUUGACUUCGGUACAGCGCAAAGAAUUUUCAUUGGGGUGAUGCUUGCUGUUAUUACAGCGGUCACUGUAAUGGGGAACACUCUGGUGGUGAUAGCCGUCUGCGUUGUAAAGAAACUCAGGAAACCUUCGAACUACCUGCUAGUAUCCCUGGCCGUCGCAGACCUCUCUGUAGCUCUUGUAGUGAUGCCCUUUGUGAUAGUGACGGACCUAACUGGGGGCAAGUGGCUUUUUGGGGAGGUGUUCUGCAACAUCUUCAUUGGCAUGGAUGUAAUGUGCUGCACGGCCUCUAUAAUGACCCUGUGCGUGAUCAGCGUGGAUAGAUACCUGGGCAUCACAAGACCUCUGACCUACCCAGCCCGACAGAACGGGCAGCUGAUGGCCAAGAUGAUUCUGGGCGUGUGGCUGGCGUCCGCCUCCAUCACCCUGCCCCCGUUCUGCGGCUGGGCCAAGAAUGUGAACACCGCCGGGCUGUGCCUGAUCAGCCAGGACAUCAGCUACACCAUCUACUCCACCGCUGUAGCCUUUUACAUCCCCAUGGCCGUCAUGCUCAUCAUGUACUACAAGAUCUUUCGGGCCGCCCGCAAGAGCGGCGCCAAGCACCGAUUCGCCGACUUCUCCCGCCGCGAGCACCUGGACACGGUGGCCAGCGAGACCCUGAAGAUGCAGGGCCUGAAGCAGCCGGGCAUGGCCGGGGAGUGCGCCGCCCUGUCGCGGCUGCUGAGCCGUGAGCGCCGCAACAUUUCCAUCUUCAAGCGGGAGCAGAAGGCGGCCACCACGCUGGGGGUGAUUGUGGGCGUUUUCUCCAUCUGCUGGCUGCCCUUCUUCAUCCUGUCCACCGCCCGGCCCUUCAUCUGCGGGGUGGAGUGCAGCUGCGUGCCCAUCUGGCUGGAGCGCAUUUUGCUGUGGCUUGGCUAUGCUAAUUCCCUCAUGAAUCCCUUCAUCUACGCCUUCUUUAACCGAGACCUGCGCUCCACUUACAAGGACCUGCUGCGAUGCCGCUACCGCAACAUCAACCGCCGACUCUCUGCCGUGGGCGUGCACGAGGCCCUCAAGCAGAUAUAUGCCACGGCUGCUUAUGACAUCACAGAGCCUCAUUCUGUGGCCGGGGCGGAGAGAUCUGAGGCCAGGGUCCUGGUUCCCCAGGCAAGCGACGCUGCAGGAACACAGAUCCGACUGGCGCUUAACAUUUGCUCAUGUUGAUGAAGGUUUGUCAACUGCCCUAUGGGGGAGGACACGGCAUCUGCGAAAGGCUGCCUCUCAUCCAGGCGACAGGCAAAGCUACAAUUCAUGCAGUGAAUCUGAGCUGUGAAUUGCGCUGUUUGAAAUGAUGCACACCUUUUUAAAUUACCGUUCCCAUCAUUGAGUUCAUCGUUUCAUUAAUCAGAUUCAAGGUGCAUAGUUUGGUGCUCCUUUCGAUCAAUUUAUCCAUUUCCCACAAUUAAUAAAUGACUAUUAAUUAUUUUACAUCCAUUGAUUUUUAAAAAAAUAGAUAGAAUAGCCUUCUAUUCUCUGGAAAUCUAAGGCUAAUAUGAGAUAGUUAUAAAAAUUUGAUUCAGGGACAUGAAGAUAAAGCAAGACAUUCUAAAAACAAGAAGAGAACUGAGGUAUUGUUUAAAUGUCAGGGUUUAAUUAAACAUAAUGCAUUCAACAUGGCUCCAACUACAGGCCCCAGUCAGGAUAUCAUGAAAAGGUAAAUCAUCUUCAACACAAAGCCUGGAUGCGUAGCUGGAAAGUGACAGUUAUCCCUUUCCCCCUGCAAUAAUUUUAUAUUCAUCAGGGGUGCGUAGCAUAUGAAAUAUUGAGUGUUUGGUCAUAAAUCUUCAUAAGGCCAGUCAUGAAUGAAUGAUGUGCCUGUCCUGUUAUCUUUAUCACUGAGACGAGCUGGGCCAUGACUGGACCACAGACCCCCAAAAAGAAAGCCUGUCUCUGUCUAAGCUUUGGCUCCAACAACAUGACAUUUAAAGAAAACCAUAAUGACCAAACAAAUAAUAACAAUAAUCUAAUUCUUCUAGAGAACAGAGAAAAAAGAUUACAAUCAAAGCAAUAGUGCCAAUGCUUUUUUGUGGUGAAAGAGUACAUGCAACAUUGAUGUUACGCACAGGGACUUUGGUCCUGCUUUGGAAAACCACUGUGGUGAUUUAAUGAAAUAUUGAGAAAGGCAAACCAUUCAGUUGAUCUGAACUCAAACUGCAGUUGCUUUGAAUAAACUGAAAAAUAGCAACCAAUUACCAAUUUUCAAGAGAUUAGAUGCAAAGAUACUGUGAUGCUGUGAGCGCAUUUAUGUUGGCAUAACUGUGAACACCCAUUUUGAGCUGGAUUACAUUCGCCUAUCUUUGGAUCCUUGUCCAGUGUAUGUGUCUCCUAUUGGUUAAUUUGUGGUUUUUGGGGCGGGGGGUGGGGGAGACACGUUCUUUGGCAUAAGUUAAUGCAAUUGUGUAAUCGCAGGUGGAAGGUGGAAUCCCCAGUUAUCAGUAGGUCCCAAGUUUCCAUUUCACUUUAUUGCUGUACAAUGUGAUGCCAGCGUUCAUUACCGGGAAUAGCCACGUCUACAAGUUUCACAACCAAGGGGUUGGUCUUUACCAACACAACAAUAAAAUUGGUUUAAGUUUG
Anguilla anguilla (European eel) is the source of this 3174-nucleotide messenger RNA. It is a transcript of the gene htr7c, whose product is annotated as 5-hydroxytryptamine (serotonin) receptor 7c. The transcript has 3 exons. Gene Ontology annotation, molecular function: neurotransmitter receptor activity; G protein-coupled serotonin receptor activity. Gene Ontology annotation, cellular component: plasma membrane; dendrite. The record is from RefSeq and is a predicted model, not a curated record. NCBI's taxonomy places the organism in Eukaryota, Metazoa, Chordata, Actinopteri, Anguilliformes, Anguillidae. Gene Ontology annotation, biological process: smooth muscle contraction; chemical synaptic transmission; G protein-coupled receptor signaling pathway, coupled to cyclic nucleotide second messenger. Bases 427 to 1764 code for a protein of 445 amino acids.